Messenger RNA from Poeciliopsis prolifica (blackstripe livebearer), 2519 nucleotides. RefSeq names its product solute carrier family 38 member 8a (gene slc38a8a). Gene Ontology annotation, molecular function: amino acid transmembrane transporter activity. The record is from RefSeq and is a predicted model, not a curated record. The transcript is spliced from 10 exons. NCBI's taxonomy places the organism in Eukaryota, Metazoa, Chordata, Actinopteri, Cyprinodontiformes, Poeciliidae. Gene Ontology annotation, biological process: amino acid transmembrane transport. The coding region runs from base 56 to 1393 and encodes 445 amino acids.
UGCUCAGAGUGCCGCUCUGGCCGAAUCUCGCUGUGGUUCUUCUGCCGAGCAGAGCAUGGAAGAGUUAGCCAGGGAGAGCAUCGGCCUGCUGGCCUCAACCUCUGCCAAGCCGCCAGUCGACGCGGGGCCCCGGCUGGGCUCCAUGGGAGCCGUCUUCAUCAUGCUGAAGUCCGCGUUGGGCGCCGGCCUGCUGAACUUCCCCUGGGCCUUCGCUCGAGCCGGCGGGGUUCGGAGCGCGGUCACCGUGGAGCUGGUCUCUCUCGUGUUCCUGAUCAGUGGGCUGAUCAUUCUGGGCUAUUCCUCCUCUAUCUGUCGUCAGCACACCUACCAGGCGGUGGUGAAGGAGCUGUGUGGCACAGCCAUUGGUCAGCUGUGUGAGAUCUGCUUCAUCUUCAACCUUUUCAUGAUCUCUGUGGCCUUUCUGGUCGUAGUGAAUGACCAGCUGGAAAAGUUGUGCAACACUCUGUAUGAGCUGGUGACUGCUCUGCCAAAGUCUGAGAUGCCCUAUCACUUUUACACUGACCACCGAUUUGCCCUGGUUCUGCUCUGCUUCUUCCUCAUCAUGCCAAUGUCCAUCCCCAAGGAGAUCACCAUCCAAAAAUACACCAGUGUUCUGGGUACGCUUGCUGCAACCUACCUGACUGUAUCCAUAAUCAUAAAGAACUUCACCAUGCCGCCUGUUCCAGAUCACAGAAGCCCUUUCUACUCCAGUGGGACUGGCGCCUGGGAAUCGAUGUUCAGCGUGAUCCCAACCAUCUGCUUUGGUUUCCAGUGCCAUGAGGCUUCCAUCGCCAUCUACAGCAGCAUGGAGAACCAGCGGCUUUCUCACUGGGCCUUCAUCUCUGUGGUCGCGAUGGUUAUCUGUCUCAUUAUUUACUCCCUCACAGGAGUUUACGGAUACCUGACAUUUGGAAAGACUGUGGCUCCGGACAUUUUAAUGUCGUACUCCACUCAUGACAAACUCAUGCUCGUUGCCAGACUGCUGUUUGGAGUCUCCAUAAUCACCAUCUAUCCCAUCAUCGUGUUGCUGGGCAGAUCAGUGAUGCAGGACCCUCUGCUGAGCCGGUGGAGGAGACGGGGCGAGGCGCUGAUGGUGAAGUUUGAAUGUCGCAGCCGAUGGGUUCUGACGGUUCUGUGGAUAAUGACGACGCUAGUCAUUGCUGUGUUUGUACCAGACAUCAGUAAAGUUAUCAGUGUCAUUGGAGGAAUCAGUGCCUUUUUCAUCUUUAUAUUCCCAGGACUCUGUUUGAUGUUUGCCAUGCAAUCUGAGCCAGUAUCCUGCAAGACCAGAAUCACCCUUACCAUUUGGGGAGCAGUUACCCUGGUCUGUGGAGCCUUUAUUUUUGGUCAAAGCACCACCAUCGCUGUGAUGGAGCUCCUUGGAAAGAUUUGACCUCUCAGGGACGUCUAUGAAUAAGUCUGAACUGUUUUGCUCCUCCUGAGGUCAGUUAUGACUCUUGAGUGACGGACGACAGAAACUGAAUACCGAGGACACGGACACACACUUUUUCAGCUUUCAGCUCAGUGGUUUCAUUGCACUGGGACACAGCCAGUAAAAUGGUGCUGUAGAAGAUUUUUUUUAUGUGAAUUUAUUGAUUAUAGCUGCACUGUGACAAAAAAAACUCCAAACUUUCUGCUACUGUGUCAAUGACUGAGUAAAACUUUAAAGUGUUUUCUUGCUAUUUGUUGAUGCUGUUGUUGGGCGCUGUUUUUAUUCAUUUUCUCAAGAAGGGGUCCAAACUUAAGUUACACCCAUCAUAUUUUUCUUUGCCAAUUUAGAUUUCUGAUUGAGGUCUGUCCUGCCAGUACCAUAAAAGGAAAAAUUUAGCUCAAGUUUUUUUUGACAGGAAUAGUUGAGCAGAAUCCAUAAAAAAAAAGAAAAAAAAAUCCAGUAAUUCCCAUCUCCGCAUCAAAACAUGUAAUUCAUAAUCAUCUGAUUUAUUAAAUUAAAAAGUGCAUCAAAAUACAUGGGGUUUACUGAUUUGAGUGGCAUCCUUAGAUUUUAGGCAUUUGCCUUUUGAUCACCUGUCAGGGCCAAGCAAGGCAAAACUAGCCUUUUCAUUGAUUGGUACAGAUAAUUUCUCUACUCCAAAUAAUUAGCCAAAAAAAUAAAUAAAUGAAUACAAUAAAAAUCAGUGGAAAUUGGCAGUAGAUCUUUAGUUGGGUGGGGAAAAACUUUAGCCUGCUAAUCUUUGAAAAGCUUUCAGUGCAGCUAAAUAACUGCAAACAGAAGUGGCCCGUUAUAAGGUCACACCACAACAUCGUCUAUUCUUUGAUUUGGUGAGUCCAAAACUUGUGAUUGUGUGUUGUUACUCAGAGGUGGACCUGCUGCUUUGCUUUGGACUAUUAUCCUGCUGCAUAACCCAAGCGCCUUGAGCUUAAGGUCAAAAUCUGAUGUCAUGACAUUGUCCUUCAAGUUUCCCUGUCUGGUUAGUCAACAGAAUAUUUUUCCAGAUGUCUUUGGGAUAAUCAAGAUGCUUUCACAAAAUCUGAGAACAAUCUUAGUUGUUAGCGGUUUA